AUGGUGUCCGUCAGGAAGCGGCUUCUCGACGACAGAGGCCCGGCUGCCGCUGCCGACGCGCCCCGGCCAUCUCCGGAACUGCGUCGCCUCCGAAACAUGUGGCAGUUUGCCUGUCUCUGCCAGUGGCUCUACAUCUUCGGCCCGGUCAUCAAGCUGGACGCCCCGGAUAUCGAUGAGCUGGAAGCUCAGUGUCUGAGCCCGCAUUCGACUACUCUGCAGGAGAUCGGGCUGGCAAUGCUCAAAUAUCUGUCUUCGCAUCGCGGUCUCACAGCCGACCUGUUUGACGAGUACACGCGGCGACAAUACGUGGCCAAGGCGCCCGAACUGCCAAACCCCUUCGGGACCGAUGAAAUCCCGGACAAGUUCUCUGGGUUUGAUGCCUUCAAAAAGGUUCGCGUCCUGCACCAGAUGACACAGUUUAUCAUGAUGAAUUCCGAAAAGCUGCGAGAGAAGAUGGCGGAGCAGAAAGACGUCGUCGACCAGGACCAGACAUCAUGGCGCAUUGAGCCAUUCGGAUGGGACAGCAACGAUGACACAUACUUUGUUCUCGACGACAACCGGGUGUACCGCUUAAAAGAGCUGCCGCCCGCGCCACCGAGGCCCAAGAAGAACACCAAGAAGGCCAGGGCUCAGGCAAGGCGAGCCAGCAAGAGACGGCGUGUUUCUACGGCCACGUCCAGCAAUGACAUGGAAGAUGAGGCGGAGGACACCGUCGUAGAGGCCGAGGCAGAGCCAGAGCUAAAAGAGAACGAUGAAGCGGGCGACGACGGGCUUGGAGGCAUGAAGUGGGAGUGCGUCGCCGUGUCUCUGGACGAAAUACGGCAGCUACUCGGCACGAUCCCUGGCAGAAAGGACGCGAACGAAAAGAUCUUACAUAGUAAAAUUGUCGACCACCUGUUGCCCAUCAUCGAGCAGCAAGAGGAAAAGCGCAGGAAGCGCGAUAAGGAGCGCGAAAAGGAGCUGCUCAACAUGGCGAAGCUGGCCCAGGCGAAGAGAUCGAGCCGUAUCGCCGGCCGACAAGAGCAGAUCAAGCAGGAGGAGCUGCAGCGCGAGGAAGAGACCAAGCGGCGCCACGACGAAGAGGUGCGGCGGAAGGAGGAGCAGAAGCUGCGCAAGCUGGAGAGAGACCGGGAUAAUAGGCUUAUGUCGAGGGAGAACCGGCUGCGAGAGCGGGAGCUGCGCCGGCUGCAGCACCAGGAAGAGCUGUCGCAGCUUUCGGAGGACAGCAAGAGCGUCAGCAGUGCAGGCGGACCUGGGCGCAUCUCUGAGCGGCAGCGCGCAGCCGAGAUUGAGAAGACCCGAGAGGCACUGCGCGAGCUCGAGCAGGAGGAAGACGAGGAGUGGGUGUUCGACUGCGUCUGCGGCCUGCACGGCAAGGUGGACGACGGCCAGCACAGCGUGUCGUGCGAGCGGUGCAACAUCUGGCAGCACAGCCGGUGUCUGGGCAUCAACGAGGAGGAGGCAGAGAAAGACGACUUCCACUUUGUCUGCUCAUCCUGUCGCCGGCGGUCACGUGAGGCCGAGACGGGAGUGCGGUCGCCCAUUGUCAAGAUCAAGGUCAACAGGCCGGCAGUGGCGAGCAACAGCGCCAACGGAACGGCUGUCCCGCAGCCGGUUGUCCGCUCAGCGCUGGAGCCUCCGAGAGAAGGCGUCAACUCGGGCAUUCCGGUCAAGAUCGACGCGGCACCACAGGCGCUGACCUCAGCCAGCAGCAACAUUGGAGCCGAUCCGGUCCUGAAGCCGGCAGAGACGUCCAACGGGAUCCACAACCCCUUCUCGUCGCCGCAUCCCGAGCUGUCCCCACCAGGGCUGUCGCCUCGCAAGUCCCAUGCAUACGACACGAUUUACGAGCAGGCCAGCCCUACGCCGGUUGGGCUGAUGCGCAAGUUUGGCGACCACUCGCUCUCGCCGAACAUUGCCAUCCGUGCGCCGGCUCUUCUUCUGCGUCCGACCAACGAAAAGACGGCCGGAGGACCGCCUGCCUCGCCCACCAAGCCCAGGGCUGAAGGCCCUGCCGGAGAGUCGUCCGGAUCGUCCCAGCCGUCCGCUCAGACCGUACUUUUCCCGCCGCCUACGCCCUCCUCGGCCUCCUCGACCCGGGUCAAGAACGAGCUGUCCGGGCAACAGCAGCAGCAGCAACGGACGCCUUCGGUGGUCAUGACACCACGCCUGCACCAUCCGCAAAGAGACGACCCGGGCAGCGGACAGCGGGCCCGGACGUUGUCACCGCUGCUGCCGUCUCACGGGGGCUUGUCCCCGACAAAGCAGUCGCCCUCGGUUGCGAAUGACUUCAGCGCAAGCUUUCCCAGCUCGAGCCCGACUCCGCCCAUCUUCCCUCCAGCUGCAGCGCUGUCGCCUUCUGCGCCAAAGCAGGACCCCACGCCGCCCAUCAAGUCGGGAAGCUUUGGGUACCGACAGGUGUCAGGCGGGCCGCCCUCUGACAGGAAAUCAUCGCCUGCUGCGAGAGAAUAA
Messenger RNA from Grosmannia clavigera kw1407, 2472 nucleotides. RefSeq names its product phd finger domain protein. The transcript is spliced from 5 exons. Gene Ontology annotation, biological process: regulation of DNA-templated transcription. The coding region runs from base 1 to 2472 and encodes 823 amino acids. Gene Ontology annotation, cellular component: RSF complex. The record is from RefSeq and is a predicted model, not a curated record. Lineage: Eukaryota; Fungi; Ascomycota; Sordariomycetes; Ophiostomatales; Ophiostomataceae.